AUGAGAGUGCUUCAUCUACUUACCCUUCUAGCCGUCGGCUUUGCUCUCGAUGUCCCAGAUACCUCUAAUCCUGGCGAUACCCUCAACAUUCGUGAUAUCAUUGAAGAACCCAGAAACUUCACCAUUGAUGACCCACUUCAGGCCCAACAGAAUCUCUUCCAGCCCAGCCUGCCCAUCGGGAAGCUGGACCUCAUCGUCAAGCUGGCAGACACUGCAAGUGUAUCUGCAUACCUGGGUGUGUACCCGGAAGCCAAAGAUUAUAUUAAAUCUACUUUUGCGUUCGGCAAGUUUAAAGGAUUCAGUGGGGCGUUUGAUUCCAGCUUUUUAUCGACUCUGCGACGAUGUCCCUGGGUCGUAGACAUCAGUCCUGACGUCAUGGUCCAUACCACUCAACGAUUCCCUUCCAGCCGUCUCAGACAGAACGACGCCCCCAGACAUCUGGCGCGACUCUGGUCUCGAAGAAGACUUCCAGAUGAUGAUGUCUCUGGAACUGUCCCUGCAGACGACGCGCCAUCGCCGCCUCUUGGCACCAAUUCGCCGCUGUGGUUUGUGCAUAACCCAUAUAACACCGAGAACGUCCAUGCGUACGUGAUUGACACAGGCAUUAACGUUGACCACCCCGAGUUUGGAGGCAGAGCCAAUGCUGGAGCAGACUUCACGGGAGAAGGGUCAGGUGACACCAACGGUCAUGGAACUCAUGUUGCAGGCCUGGUUGGCUCUCGAACUUAUGGCGUGGCGAAGCGGAUUAACAUUAUCGAAGUCAAGGUUCUCGGGCGAAACGGCGAUGGGUCACUUUCGCAGGUCAUCGCAGGGAUUGACUUUGCGGCGAAUGACCGGGCACGCAGGGACCUGGUCGCAGUCGCCAACCUUUCGCUUGGUGCAACCUACAACCGUCUCCUGAACGAUGCAAUCGACGCAGCCGUGGACUCAGGCCUGCCAGUGGUCGUGGCUGCAGGCAAUAGUGGCGUCCCUGCAUGUACAUCGAGUCCAGCAUCGUCUAGCAAGUCCAUUACUGUUGGUGCUAUUGACGACAGGGGCGACACCAUCGCCAGCUUCAGCAACUACGGCAGCUGUGUUGACAUCUUCGCCUCAGGGGUCUUUGUCCAGUCCCUCAGCAACGACUAUGGAACAAUGGCUUUAUCCGGUACAUCGAUGGCAGCACCAAUUGUGGCUGGUGUCGUGGGGACAAUGCUUGCUCAAGGGGUUCCGGCAGACGAGGUCUUUCCCGAACUGCUCAGAGUAGCCACAUAUGACCAGAUUCCACGCAUGGCGGUGCAGAUGAGACCCUUCACCAAAAAUAUAAUCGCGUCUAAUCGGUUUUAG
Yarrowia lipolytica CLIB122 is the source of this 1323-nucleotide messenger RNA. RefSeq lists its product as uncharacterized. Gene Ontology annotation, molecular function: serine-type endopeptidase activity. NCBI's taxonomy places the organism in Eukaryota, Fungi, Ascomycota, Dipodascomycetes, Dipodascales. Gene Ontology annotation, biological process: proteolysis. The record is from RefSeq and is a predicted model, not a curated record.